Megalops cyprinoides (Indo-Pacific tarpon) is the source of this 468-nucleotide messenger RNA. It is a transcript of the gene apln, whose product is annotated as apelin. The transcript has 3 exons. The record is from RefSeq and is a predicted model, not a curated record. Gene Ontology annotation, biological process: signal transduction. Gene Ontology annotation, molecular function: apelin receptor binding; hormone activity. Lineage: Eukaryota; Metazoa; Chordata; Actinopteri; Elopiformes; Megalopidae. The coding region runs from base 63 to 296 and encodes 77 amino acids.
UAACACACGCACGCCACUAUAUCAGCUCGCGACUUCACGGGGAGCCAGAGGGGAGUGCAGAGAUGAAUGUGAAGAUCCUCACGCUGGUGAUUGUGCUGCUGGUGUCUCUGCUGUGCUCUGCCCGCGCUGGGCCCAUGGCCUCCACAGAGCCAGUUAAAACGGUGGAGGAAGAGGGCAGUGUGAGGAAGCUGGUACAGCAGAACCCAGUCAGGACUGCUCCAAACCACAGACCCGCCGGCUGGAAGAGGAGACGCCCCCGACCCCGCCUGUCUCACAAGGGGCCAAUGCCAUUCUAGAGCAGGCCAUGGCUGAAAGCGCCCUCCCCCAGGUUUCCAACUUCUGCGCUCUUCCUCUGCCUCGGGGAACCUUCCCACACGGGGCUCAGCAAGGCCUGAAGAGGGAUGUCCUAUGCCGCACCUCCUGGUCCUUCUAGCGACUCUUCGACCGCCCAGAAAACCCAGACAAGCU